CUUAUCUCCGCCGUGGUCAAACACUUUUUUUCGGAACCUGAAGGCAUUUCAACGAUAGAUUUCGUUCGAAAUGGGUCUCUCGACGCACAUUCUGGACACCAGCCGGGGCAAACCGGCAGUAAAUGUGAAAAUCACUCUGUACCGUGGAACUGCGGGUGUACCGGAAAGCUGGGAAAAGACCACCGAAGGCUUGACCGACAGCGAUGGACGAUUCAAGGGAUUCUUCGUGGACAAUCCGGCCGCCUUCACCAAUGGGCUGUACAAGCUGCGCUUUCAGGUUGGACAGUACUACGAACAACUGAACACCGACACGUUGUAUCCGUUUGUUGAGAUCGUUUUCGACAUCAAAGAUGCCAGCCAGCACUAUCACAUUCCCCUACUGUUGAACCCAUUCGGAUAUUCUACUUACAGAGGUUCGUAAUUUAUUUGUUUGACAUUUAUUUGGCAAUAAGAAUACUUUCA
This is a messenger RNA of Ochlerotatus camptorhynchus, 462 nucleotides long. RefSeq names its product 5-hydroxyisourate hydrolase. Gene Ontology annotation, biological process: purine nucleobase metabolic process. NCBI's taxonomy places the organism in Eukaryota, Metazoa, Arthropoda, Insecta, Diptera, Culicidae. The transcript is spliced from 2 exons. Gene Ontology annotation, molecular function: hydroxyisourate hydrolase activity. The record is from RefSeq and is a predicted model, not a curated record. Bases 71 to 421 code for a protein of 116 amino acids.